AUGGAUAUUUCCGAGAUCACUACAAGCACUUCACCCACUAAUGGAGACGUCGACAAUCUCACUACGCAGAUUGAAAAUCUAGAUACCCAAGAACCAAAACACAGAUCGUUACUAGAAUCGAGUUAUGAGGUUAAGGUUACGAGUGUCGACGAUGAACCUCUGCUUUCUGUAACGAAGUUCGAAGAAUUAAAUUUGAGCCCAAACUUGUUGAAGGGUAUAUAUGAAAUGGGUUUUACAACUCCAUCAAAGAUUCAAGCAAAGGCAUUACCCUUGCUUCUCAAAUCUCC
This is a messenger RNA of Dentiscutata heterogama, 287 nucleotides long. NCBI's taxonomy places the organism in Eukaryota, Fungi, Glomeromycota, Glomeromycetes, Diversisporales, Gigasporaceae. The record is from the annotation of a GenBank genome assembly.